This is a messenger RNA of Eupeodes corollae, 1419 nucleotides long. RefSeq names its product relaxin receptor 1-like. Gene Ontology annotation, biological process: G protein-coupled receptor signaling pathway. The transcript is spliced from 4 exons. The record is from RefSeq and is a predicted model, not a curated record. Gene Ontology annotation, cellular component: membrane. NCBI's taxonomy places the organism in Eukaryota, Metazoa, Arthropoda, Insecta, Diptera, Syrphidae. The coding region runs from base 1 to 1374 and encodes 457 amino acids. Gene Ontology annotation, molecular function: G protein-coupled receptor activity.
AUGUGUGCGCAUCCCCAUACACCUCACACCGAUAGAGAUACUGACACAGACAAAUCUGAAGCUUUUGUUUUUAAUAGCUCCGUUUCUGACACUGAAAAUCGGUGUCCGCCCCAGCACACAUUUCUGCUCACCGAGACAAGUGUGGUUUGGCUUGGUCAUACCGGACUUACAAUAACAACUAAUAUUUUAACCGGUAUCAAUGUAUCCUACCUUAAUUUGGAUGGAAUUGCAUUUCAAAAUAUAGACUUCAAAGCUGUUGCCGAAAUCGCCAAUCUCAAAUAUAUCGUGUUUGAAAAAUUUUACUUUUGUUCAAUGACCCUGCAAGUGCGAAUGUGCAAACCAAACUCGGAUGGAGUUUCUUCAUUUCAAGACCUUCUGACCAAACCAGUUCUACGAUAUUCUACUUGGAUCAUGGCAUGUAUCAUUUUGAUUGGAAAUCUAAUGGUACUUUGGGGAAGAUUCAUCUAUCGAGAUGAAAAUAGGGGAGUAACUAUGGUCAUUCGAAAUCUCGCCCUAUCCGACAUUCUUAUGGGAUUCUAUUUGUUCAGUAUUGCAAUUCAGGACUUUCGUUUUCGCAAUCAAUAUCAUAAGGUGUCUAGGGAUUGGAUAAGUUCGUGGAAAUGUGCUGCUAUUGGUGUCCUAGCUGUAACAUCGUCUGAAGUGUCAAUGCUGAUUUUGGCCUUUAUGUCAUUGGAGAGAUUUCUAUUGAUUGCACAUCCGUUUCGAGCCCACCACCGUUUGAAUCCGAAAAAUAUAUUCGUAUCCUUACUUUCCAUAUGGUUAUUGGGAGGUGGCGUGGCAAUUGCACCAGCAGUUUUUUGGCGAUCAAGUACUAUGUUUUAUGGAACCUAUUCGGGAACUUGUUUCCCAUUACACAUACAAGAGCCAUAUCCAUUGGGAUGGCAGUACUCAGCGUUUAUCUUUCUCGGAAUUAACUUUUUCCUUCUGAUGUCCAUAAUUGUCCUGUACACGGCUCUAAUGGUGUCAAUAUGUAGAACACGAAAAGCUACACCAUUGUCAUUGCUCGAUUGUGAGUUUGCUGUAAGGUUCUUCUUCAUAGUACUGACAGAUGUCAUGUGUUGGGCGCCAAUUAUAGUUAUGAAGAUCUGGGCUUUUGUGCGAUAUCAUAUAUCAGAUGAUACCUACGCUUGGUUAGUCAUAUUCAUUUUGCCGCUCAACUCAGCUGUUAAUCCACUUUUGUAUACGUUUACAACACCCAAGUAUAGAAAACAGAUUCUUUUACGAGGUUGGCAGAAAUUUACUUCGCGCAAGAAAAUGGAAGCUUCAGCUACGGGCACUGGAUCCAAUCCAGAUGACACACAAAGUAAAGGAAUACCUUUACUGUACAAUACAACCAGAACUCAAAGUACUUAAAAAACUACAUAUUUUAUUCUUAGAUGUAUUUACGUAUAUAAACGC